This is a messenger RNA of Panicum hallii, 3451 nucleotides long. Its product is annotated as elongation factor-like GTPase 1. The transcript has a single exon. NCBI's taxonomy places the organism in Eukaryota, Viridiplantae, Streptophyta, Magnoliopsida, Poales, Poaceae. Gene Ontology annotation, biological process: cytosolic ribosome assembly. Gene Ontology annotation, cellular component: ribonucleoprotein complex; cytosol. Bases 90 to 3206 code for a protein of 1038 amino acids. Gene Ontology annotation, molecular function: ribosome binding; GTP binding; GTPase activity. The record is from RefSeq and is a predicted model, not a curated record.
UCCUCCAAAACUUCUCCUCCGUCCGGAACAUUCGCCGUCUUCCUUCCCCACCCAAAACUCCCCAAGCCCAAACCCUAACCACCGCGGCAAUGGCGGCGGCGGAGAGGGCCGACGAGGCAGCGGACCCGCGCCGCGUCCGCAACACGUGCAUCCUCGCGCACGUGGACCACGGCAAGACCACGCUGGCGGACCACCUGGUGGCGUCCUGCGGGGACGGGCUCCUCCACCCGAAGCUCGCCGGCCGGCUCCGCUUCAUGGACUACCUCGACGAGGAGCAGCGCCGGGCCAUCACCAUGAAGUCCGCCGCCGUCGCGCUCCGCUCCCGGGCCGGGCACCGCGUCAGCCUCAUCGACUCCCCGGGCCACAUCGACUUCUGCUCCGAGGUCUCCUCCGCCGCGCGCCUCUCCGACUCGGCGCUCAUCCUCGUCGACGCCGUCGAGGGGGUGCACAUCCAGACGCAUGCCGCGCUGCGCCAGGCCUUCGUCGAGCGCCUCCGGCCCUGCCUCGUGCUCAACAAGAUCGACCGCCUCAUCACCGAGCUCAGCCUCACCCCCGACGAGGCGUAUGCUCGCCUCCACCGUAUCGUCUCCGACGUCAACUCCAUCUACUCAGCGCUGCGCUCGCAUUCCUACUUCUCUCUCCUCUCCGCCCUCGAGGACAACCCCUCCACCAGCUCCUCCUCCACUGACGAUCUUCCAGAGGACUUCGAAGACGACGAUGACAAUGAGGACGCGUUCCAGCCCCUCAAGGGCAAUGUCGUCUUCACCUGCGCACUCGAUGGCUGGGGCUUCCGCCCCCAACAGUUCGCCGAGCUCUACGCCAGAAAGGUCGGAGUCAAUCCAUCCGCCUUCCUGAGAGGAUUGUGGGGCCCGAGAUAUCUUGAUAAGAAGACGGGGAAGGUUGUGGGUAAGAAAGCCAUCAAGAGCGCAGACCCACAGCCAAUGUUCGUGGAGUUUGUGCUGAGUGCCCUGUGGAAGAUGUAUGAGCUGGUGCUGAAGGAUGGUGGCGAGAGUAAGGGGGUGAAGAAAUUGGUAGAGAACUUCCAACUGAAAAUUCCAGAACGGGAGCUGAAGAACAAAGAUCCGAAGGCGGUGCUACAGUCCGUGAUGAGCCGGUGGCUGCCGCUGGCAGAUGCUGUGAUGGAUAUGGUGGUGGAGUGCACACCCGACCCUGUUGCUGCUCAAGGGGUCAGGGUUGCACGGCUUAUGCCAAAGAGGGAAGUUACACCAGAAGAUGCUGCUGGUUGCCCUGAGGUCGUUGCGGAGGCAGAGAGGGUGCGGAGGUGUGUCGAGGCCUGUGAUGUGAGUAUAGAUGCGCCGGUUGUAGUUUAUGUGUCAAAGAUGUUUACUGUGCCAUAUAAGAUGUUGCCAUUGAAGGGAGUGAAUGGGGAACUGUUGAACCACCAUGGUGACAGUGAAUCAGAGGAGUGCUUUAUGGCAUUUGCGAGGGUCUUCAGUGGGAUCCUUCGUGCUGGUCAGAAGGUCUUUGUGCUAUUGCCAUUGUAUGAUCCAGUGAAAGGGGAGGCAGUGCAGAAGCAUGUGCAGGAGGUGGAGCUGCAAUACUUGUAUGAGAUGCUUGGACAGGGCCUGAAGCCAGUUGCCAGUGUGGGUGCUGGGAAUGUUGUCGCAAUUCAGGGCCUUGGGCAGCAUAUAUUGAAGAGCGCCACAUUGUCAUCCACAAAGAGUUGCUGGCCCUUCUCAAGUAUGAUGUUCCAGGUGUCUCCGAUGCUCAAGGUUGCAAUUGAGCCUUCACAUCCAGCUGAUCUGGGAGCUCUUGUUAAAGGGCUCAAGCUUCUUAACCGGGCAGACCCAUUUGUGGAGUAUACUGUUACACAGAGGGGUGAGCAUGUCCUUUCUGCCGCAGGUGAGAUACAUUUAGAACGGUGCAUAAAGGAUUUGGUGGAAAGAUUUGCAAAGGUUAAAUUGGUGGUCUCAGACCCCCUAGUUUCCUUCAAAGAGACAAUUGAAGGAGAAGGUGUUGGUUUAGUUGAGAGGUUGAAGGCCCCACAGGAAUUUGCUGAGAGGACCACUCCAAAUGGGAGAUGCACUAUGCGAGUUCAGGUCUUGAGGCUUCCCAAUGCUCUAACUAAGGUCCUUGAGGAAAGUGAACAAUUGCUUGGUCAAAUAAUUGAGGGGAAAACAGCAAAAAGGGAUGGUGUCUUGGAUCCAAGGCUUUCUCAAGAUGAUGGUGAUUCUGCUGCGAUGCUUAGGCAGCGUAUGAUCGAUGCCAUAGACAGUGAUUUAGAAGCAAUUUCUGAGGAAGUGGAUAAAGAAAAACUUGACAGGUAUAGAAAGACAUGGCUUGGAUACCUUGAAAGAAUCUGGUCACUAGGUCCUUGGCAGGUUGGUCCAAAUCUCCUUAUCUCGCCUGAUGCAAAAUCAAGUGAUGCUGUGAUAACCAUCCAAGAUGGAAGGCAAGGUAUACUUGUGAAUGGUAGAUCUCAUGUCUCUGAGAGAUUGGGGUUUGUGAAGGAAUCUGAUGCCAAAGAUAACAGCAAUCUUGACAACGGUGAAUCAGCAGCAGAUGCUCCUGAAUCAUUGCAUCUAGAGUCUAUGUCACUAAGGAACAGCAUUGUCUCAGGUUUCCAGAUUGCCGCAAAUGCUGGGCCUUUGUGCGACGAACCUAUGUGGGGUCUGGCGUUUAUUGUUGAGCCUUACAUAUUUGCUGAUGGCUCUGAUGCUGCUAAUCACUCUGAUCAAUACAGCAUUUUCAGUGGUCAAGUAAUCACUGCGGUUAAAGAAGCAUGCCGAGCAGCUGUUCUUCAGAACAAGCCACGGCUUGUUGAGGCAAUGUACUUCUGUGAAUUGACCGCGCCAAUGGAUCAAAGUCAUCCAACAUAUGCAGUUCUUAAUAAGAGGCGAGCAAGGAUUCUGAACGAUGAGAUGCAUGAAGGAACCUCAUUGUUCACAGUGCACGCUUACUUGCCAGUUGCUGAGAGCGUUGGAUUUUCGAAUGAACUUAGGAGUUUAACUGCAGGUUCAGCUAGUGCUCUGCUCGUUCUUAGCCACUGGGAAACUAUUGCUGAGGACCCCUUAUUUGUCCCAAGGACGCAGGAUGAGCUUGAAGAACAUGGAGAUGGUUCAAGCAUUGGGCCAAACUUGGCUAAGAAGCUUAUGAAUUCUGUUAGGCGAAGGAAAGGACUGCAUGUCGAAGAGAAAGUUGUGGAGCAUGGCACAAAACAGCGGACCCUUGCUAAAAAAGUAUAGCUGUGUUUUUGGUGGUACAACUAUGUCGCUGUCCAAGAUUUUGUCCUGCUGUACUGAAAUAUAAUCGAAGUUCUAUCUGGUCGUAUAGCUUUCCUUACUCGGCAUUGUUGUUUGAGAGUUGAGACACGGAGGGCAUUGGUGUUUUCUUUUUAAGUAUUAGCCAUUGCUUAUUGAAUGGCACCUUUUCUUGUCUAUGAAAUAUUGCGAAAUCUGUCUCAUAAAAACUUGUUCUAUCGUAUUAGAAA